AUGUUAAUUUUUUGUAUAUUGAUUGAAUUUUUUUUGAAGGUGUUGGCAAAAGAGUUUUCGUUUGGAAUCAUAUUGGGAUCAAACUUAACUUAUGAAACUCAAUCAGAUUAACCCUGCUAUAUCAUAAAUUAAAAAUUAAAGAAUAAGCAAUCAUAAGAAAUCAAUCUAGUACUUGAAUUUAAUGAGAAGACAUUUGCGAAUUUUUAUGAUAAUGGGAAAUUGAAUGGAGAUAUCAAUUUUAUAGUUUAGAUGGUACCAAUUUCAACUGGUGCAGUUGUAUUGAGCAAUAAAGGGGAAUUAAUUUAUUUAAAAUUAGUAGAGAAUUCUUUUCAAUUGGCUGAUUCAAAGAUGUUAUCUAUUACAAAAUAAGUAUUCCUCAAACCUGUGUAUCUGCAAUACAUCUAGAAUUCGAAUGAUUUGUUGAUCCUUACUGAAUGGCAAAACUUUGAAAAUCAAAUUGGAUAAGAGGGCUAAUCAAUUUUUUGCGAAAUUAUAAAGAUUUAUGAUGUUUUCUUAACGGAAAAUAUAAAGAGUGUGGCCAUUCUCGAAGACUUACUAUUUGUGGCCUCAGGUGAAUAAGGGUUGCAUGUCUAUUAGGUGAGCAAAAGAGUAUUUGAACAGAUACAAUGCACUGUGGAAUUUAAAAACAUUACAGAUAUAAGAGUGGUUUCGGAGAAUUCAGUGGACUAUAUUUUUGCACUUGACUAUGAAAAAGGCAUCAAAGUAAUCACUUUCAAUACUAAAACAGGAUUGUUCUACGAAAAUAAAUCAUUAACUAAUAUACCAUAUAGAGGGGAGAUUAUUGAUUUGUAUUAGGAUGUGUUAAUGGUUGUUAAAGAGAAGGAAAUUGAUUCUAUAAUUCAUGAAUUGCGUAUUUAAUAUGAGACUAAUACAUGGAGGUUGAUCCAUUAACAUUCAGCAUAGAAGUACAUUCAAGAUAUUGAAAUGACUGAGAAUUACGCUAUCAUUUUAGGGAGAAAUGGACACGAAAUAAUAUAUCAUUCUCUCCCUUCUUAUGAUAUUAAAAUUCAGGAUAAAAUUAUUAUACCUGGAUUACAGAAACUCUUUUUUCUUGAUAAAACCCAGUCUAAUAACAUUUAGGUGUUCGGAGUAACAAAACAUAUGUUCUUCACUACAAGACUAUAAUUGUUUCCUCAAUUCAUUAGUUGUUUCUAUAGCAAGGAGGAAAAUGAGAUAAAGUUUACUUAUCAUCAGAACUCUACAAAAUGUCCUGGGUCAGCUUAAAAUAAGAUUUGCCAAUUCAAAUAAAAUUACACUGUUCAAUUUGUUCACCCUAUUCUUUUACAUCGGAACAAUCGAUCUAUGUGUAUAUAACAUGUCUGA
Paramecium tetraurelia is the source of this 1344-nucleotide messenger RNA. RefSeq lists its product as uncharacterized. The transcript is spliced from 2 exons. NCBI's taxonomy places the organism in Eukaryota, Ciliophora, Oligohymenophorea, Peniculida, Parameciidae. The record is from RefSeq and is a predicted model, not a curated record.